CAGGGGUAUACAACCAGAAUAACAUUGAGGCCUAAGGAGCUAAGUUCUGCUCAGCAGUGCUGACGUGGCUAGAAAGCCGCUUUAUAGCCGCAUAUUGCUUAGUCAUCCGUAAUCCAGCUGGCUUAGCUGGCCCUGAGCCUUGCUGGCACAAUCGGCCCUGACAGAUUGUCCCCCCUUAUCAGGCCUUGUCCUCAAGGCCUUUGAGGCUUCCGAGCUUUCGUUGCUUCCAGGCUUCCGUUGCUCCCAAGCUUCCGUUGCUCCCAAGCUUCCGUUGCUUCCAGGCUUUCGCUGCUUCCUAGCUGCUCCUACGCCUUCUCAAUGCUUCAGGCUCUUAAGAUCUCUCAGUGCUUCAGGCUUCUCAAAGCUUCUCAAGAUCCCUCAGUGCCUCAGGUUUCUCAAAGCCUCUCAAGAUCUCUCAGUGCCUCAGGCUUCUCAAGGCCUCUCAAGGUCUCUCAGUGCCUCAGGCUUCUCAAGGCCUCUCAAGAUCUCUCAGUGCCUCAGGUUCCUCAAGGCCUCUCAAGAUCUCUCAGUGCUUCAGGUUUCUCAAAGCCUCUCAAGAUCUCUCAGUGCUUCAGGCCUCUCAAGGCCUCUCAAGGUCUCUCAGUGCCUCAGGCCUCUCAAGGCCUCUCAAGGUCUCUCAGUGCCUCAGGCCUCUCAGCCUCUCAAGAUCUCUCAGUGCCUCAGGCUUCUCAGGCCUCUCAAGAUCUCUCAGUGCUUCAGGUUUCUCAAAGCCUCUCAAGAUCUCUCAGUGCUUCAGGCCUCUCAAGGCCUCUCCACCAUCUCCCUCCUUCUCUUCUGGCUUCGUCCCCGAAGCCUGUGAAAAAAAAAUCUCUUUUUAAUCACAUUCCAAACGUAAGUCUUCCGAGUGCAAUACCCGCGCCAUAUACGCUGCUCAGUCGCUGCUCCCUCAGCGCUUUAUCCAGGCACUCUUCAGAACUUAAAGCUGUUUGAUGUAGGUUGCAAGCCUUCCACCAGGGACUUGGUUUGCAGCCAAGGAGCCCAGCAUCCAGAACAGCGUCCCUGCAGCUAUAACGGAUAAUUAUAGCUUUCCGUCUUGAGAGUUGCUCUCUAGCAACUCUGAAGCCGUUGCCACGCUUCGCUCCACCGCUAGGCGCAGAAGGGUAAUUGGUUCGCAACUUAAUACCCAAGCAACUUCAGUUGCCAAGCGAACACUCCGCUUCAGCUCUGCGCUCUCGCUCGAAUAGCGAAGAG
Messenger RNA from Cryphonectria parasitica EP155, 1212 nucleotides. RefSeq lists its product as uncharacterized. NCBI's taxonomy places the organism in Eukaryota, Fungi, Ascomycota, Sordariomycetes, Diaporthales, Cryphonectriaceae. The transcript has 4 exons. The annotation marks the transcript as partial. The record is from RefSeq and is a predicted model, not a curated record.